This is a messenger RNA of Arachis ipaensis, 1617 nucleotides long. RefSeq names its product RNA-binding (RRM/RBD/RNP motifs) family protein. Gene Ontology annotation, biological process: chloroplast rRNA processing. Gene Ontology annotation, cellular component: chloroplast thylakoid membrane. NCBI's taxonomy places the organism in Eukaryota, Viridiplantae, Streptophyta, Magnoliopsida, Fabales, Fabaceae. Gene Ontology annotation, molecular function: mRNA binding. The record is from RefSeq and is a predicted model, not a curated record.
AAAUGAUGGUUGGGAAAAAGCAAAACCCCUUAUCUUUCCAGUUUCCCUGGCAUUGGUGAGUGAGUAGUAAUGGCGCUACUCUCUAGUCUUUGCAUUCCUUCAACGACUCACCUCUCUACGCACAACCAUUCUUUCUCAUCAUCCUCCAACAUUCACAUCCAUUCCAUCACCACCAUCAAUCCAUUCUCUUCCUUUCAACCCCUGCAAUUAUCACUUCCUCAUCACACCCCAACACUCCUCACAACCAAACAAAACCCUAAUUUCACUCUCAGAUUUUCCCAACAGGCUCAGGCUGAGGCUGAAGCAGCACCUAGUGUCUCCACCGACGAACAUGCAGCGCAAGAGGUUUCCCAGACGAGGUUGCUCGCCCAGAACGUGCCAUGGACAAGCACCCCUGAAGACAUUCGUUCUUUGUUCGAGAGAUAUGGAAAAGUGCUCCAAGUUGAGCUCUCAAUGUAUAACAAGACGAAGAACAGGGGUUUGGCAUUUGUGGAAAUGAGUUCACCAGAAGAGGCUCGUGCCGCUCUCCAGAAUCUCGAAUCGUAUGAGUUUGAUGGCCGGAUAUUAAAACUCAAUUACGCUCAUAUAAAGAAGAAGAAAACUCCACCACCCGUGAAACCAAAGCCUGUGACAUUUAACUUGUUUGUUGCAAACUUGCACUAUGAAGCAAGGUCUAAAGAUCUCAAGGAAUUUUUUGAUGAUGGAAGUGGUAGCAUUGUUUCUGCAGCAGUUAUAUUUCAUGAUAACCCUAGAAGGUCAUCUGGCUAUGGUUUUGUGGCCUUCAAAUCCAAGAAACAAGCUGAUUCAGCACUUAAUGAGUUCCAAGGAAAGAUCUUUAUGGGAAGACCAAUCAGGGUAGCUCGUGGUAGGCAAUUUGUUAAAGAACGAGCAAAGGAGAGUGAAACAUCCGAAGAUACGGCUUCUGAGUUGAAUGGUGAAGAAGCUGACAAGGCUGAUUGAUACCAUGGUGUCCCUGCAAGAUAUCAAUAUUGUGAGUGAUGGUAUUCCCUUGUUUGCUCAUUCUUUCAGCUCAUGCUAAAUCUUGAUUGAUUUAAAGUCGUUUACAAGUGGUUUACUUACACCUUUAUAGACUAGAGGUUCAAGGGAUACAAGAAACCAAGAGGUGUAAGCAUAUUCAUGAAUGGAUUGUCAUCGUAAAUGAACGAGUCAUUUGCAUCUCUGUCGAAUCAAGAUAUCUUCAUUGCCCGAUGUAAACAUUUGUUGGAAAUACCUUCAAACAGCAACAAACAUAUCAGUAUUAGUGAUACAUUUUGCAAUGCGUCCAUUCUUUUGGUUAUGAAUGUGGUCUAUGUAAACAUUUCUUCUGUAACAUUUGGGGAGACUCAGAAGAAGACUAUUUAAAGAAGGGGAAGACAAAAACUCAGAACAUAAAUGUAGAUUGACAUGCUCAAUAUAUAAAUAAGUACAUAGGUGUGUUCUGUGGCUUGCUGCUAAUGCAUCCCCUUCUACAUUGAGAUGUCAAUGUGUCUAAUUAAUCAUUAUGUAUUGCUUCUUCGUGAAGAAUCUCACUCGAAGUUUCUUGUGCAUUUUUGUGCUCUUCAGCAUAGUUGUAAAAGCUAUUAUUUGUAGUAUUAUGUUAUUCAGUUACUUAAAACC